CGUUCUCAACGCCGCUUCCAGGGAAGAGGAAUUGACAGACGUUCCCCGGGGUGACUGGCAAGAACUACCCAUCCCGGCGUUCCCGGCGGCCUGGACCGGAGCGGAGCUAUUGGCCGACGGAGCGGAUGACAUCAGAGCGCGAGCGGAGCGUCGGCCUAUCCGGAGCGAGGCGAGGCGUCAAGCCGGGGUUGGCGGGAAAAGCGAAGCCGCGUCCGGGGCUGAUGGGCGUUGUAGUCCAGGCGCGCGGCGGGGAAGGCAAUGGCGCCGCUGAGGAUCCGCUGCGUGGUCUCCUUCUCCUCGCAGGACCCCAAAUACCCCGUGGAGAACCUCUUGCUGGAAGAAGGGGUUCAGCCCUGGCUCUGCUGCCCCUUGGACCGCAGCCGGCAGCUGAGAGCCGAGUUGCAGCUGGAGCAGGCUGGAUGCAUUGGCUACAUUGAUGUAGGGAACUCUGGCUCUGCCUUCCUCCAGAUCGAGGUGGGCCGGUCCUCCUGGCCCCCAGAUCGGGAUUAUCUCACCCUGCUUCCAACCACCACCUUGAUGAUGCCAGCGGAUGCCAGACUGGACAGGAACCGUUCCGGGGUCCGGAUGUUUAAAGAAGGGGACUUGCUGGCUUCAACUCUGGCGGAGAAGUGGGAUCGUGUCCGACUGACCUGCAGCCAGCCUUUCAACAGGCACGCCCAGUUUGGCCUCACCUUCAUCCACAUCCGCACCCCAGAGGAUUCAGAGGGGGACCCCGCAGCCCCCUCCCCAUGUCAGGCUUCUCCAGAGUCAACCCCCAAGCCUGGGGUCUCCAGUGGAGCCUUCGGGGGGACCCUUUCCCCAGCAGGGCCAUCGUCCGGCACCCAGGAGGAGACGCCGCUCAAGAGCCAGUUGCAGCAGCUAGACUCAAUUCUCCUAGGCAAGGGGCUGAGCCCGCAGGGCCUGAGUCGCCCAGCCCGUCUGGUCCUGAAGGCAGCAGCCUCUGCCCACAAGCGAGCCCCUCUCCUGCCCGCCGGGUCUCCACUGCCUGCUGCAAGGAGCAAAGAGGCCGGGCGGGCCCCCAGGGCAGCCCAGAGCCCCAGGGCACCGAGGCCCAAGGAGGAGCAGUCAGCCAGGAGCAGCCGCUUGAAAACAAAGAGAAGAUCGCAGGGCGGCGCCAGGAGAGCUAGGAAUGGUUCUCGAAGGGAGGGGGCAGCCUGCAGCCAGAGAAGAGGACCCCCAACUUGGGAAAGUGAUGAAGAGGAAGAAGAAGGAGAGAGGAGACUCAGAGGAGGAGAAGCUGCAUUGGGCACCUGCCCGAUCUGUACAGGUUGUUUCCCAGCCGAGCUCUUGCCCGUCCAUGCCUCCGCUUGCGGGGAAGAAGCGGAGGUGGCGAGGGCCUCUUCGUCCCCCGUGUGGGGGUCCUGGGUGGAGUGCCCCCUCUGCCAAGACCGCUUCCCUGCCUCCGAGGUGGAGGGUCACGCCAGCGGCUGUGGGGAAGACUAGUCCCAGGUCCCUUCCAAAGAAGAGGGCGGAUGGGGUCCUUUGCAGCCUCCAAGACUCCCUGGCUCUCUUGGUCAGGCACCAGAGAAGGGGCUGGGAGACCCUCCCUCAAGGCCUCCGGAGAGAAGAGCCGCGAGAGGACAGUUGGAGUGGGCGAACCGAUUCCAGAUCUCCUCGGAGGCACAUCCGAGAUGCUGAAACCGGACUCCGUGGCCCACAACUCCACAGCCAUUUGCCUCCGAUGGCCCCCCUCAAGCAGAUUGUGGUUCCUAAGGGGGAUGGCCUGCAACCUUUCCGUGGGAUUCCCUGGAACAUUUCAAACCUCCAGAUAUUGAAGCUGUCUUAACCUGUCAGCCAAAUAGAUUGCUUUUUUUAAAUUAUGAUUAUGAUUUGCAGCAGGUAGAAGAGGAUGUGAUUUUGAUUCAAGAACCUUUGGGUUCCUGUGGGGUGGGUGGAGAGGAAGGAUUGGUAGGCUGUGAUGGAGCUCAGAAGAGGGCCUGGCUUGGAGGCCACAGGGGGUGGGGUGGGGGGUUGUCUCCCUGGAAGGGGUGCCUCAAGGCCACUGACCUUCAGCUUAAGGCCACCCAGGCUUUGGAGCAUUCAGGGUGGAGAUUUCUCUUGCCCUCUGAAUUGGAGAUGGCAGGAAGGAGGGCACAACAGGCUGCAGAUUGUCCAAAAAUUCCUAGCUGGUAUCUAGCUGGAACGUGUCAGGACAGGUUUUCAAGCUGAAAAGAAAAGUUUCUUUCCUGGAACAGUUUGGCUCCAUUCCUUUUACCUGUAUGUAACAUGCUUGAAAUACAAACUCCAAAAGGAGUGGGAGAGAGAGAGAGAGAGAUGUAAUUUUAUUGAAGAAAUGUAUAAGUGUUUGUUUUUUGUCUUUUUAACGCACAUUUUUAAAAAAAUGUUUUUGUCUAAUAAUGUUUUAUGCUUUUUUUAAUCCUUUUCUUGGAGUUCGUAUUUUAACCUUCUGAAUAAGAUUCAUAGGGAAGAAAAAGAAGAAAUGUAUAACAAGGUAACAUUACAAAGAGAAGGAAAGAUCCAGAAGAAAUGAGAAGGAAUAAUGAAUAAGAAAGAAAAUAGAAGGAAUAGAUAAUAAAAAAAGAAAAGAUUAUAUAGCAAGUGCCUUCCAUUCUUUUUAACAGAGGUUAUAAAUGCAUUUACAUAUAAAGCUAUAUUUUAAUUUCCUUACUUCCUUCUGUAAGCUACCCUUUCUAUUCUUCAAGGCUAUAAAUCACAAGUUCAUUUUUCUCUUUUAUUCAGAAGAAUGUCCCUGGGGGUUUCCAGUCACAUAAAUGUACUUGAUCUUCCUCUAAUCAAAUCAAUUUGGUCCUCUGCUAUUUCUGUUAUCUUCACCAGCUGUUUCUCCAUUCAAUUCCAUUUUUCAUUCAAUUCCAUUUGUGUUUUCCAUUUUCAUGUUUUUUGUCAACAAUUUUUAUCUUUUGUUUCUUAAUUUUAAAACCCGCUAUAAAGCCCCCAAAUCUGUUUUCCCUGAAUAUGUCUAUUCCACCCAGAGGGUCUUCUAAAAAUUAUCAGUUGGUCAUCCGUGGAUGACUCUGGUAAUUCAUGUAUCUCUCUUUUAAGCAAUUGUCUUAUUUCUCUUUGGACCUUUCAAAUGAAUAGAAUAGAAUAGAAUUUUAUUGGCCAAGUGUGAUUGGACACACAAGGAAUUUGUCUUGGUGCAUAUGCUCUCAGUGUUACAUAAAAGAAAAGAUACGUUCAUCAAGGUACAACAUUUACAACACAAUUGAUGAUCAAUAUAUCAAUAUAAAUCAUAAGGAUUGCUAAGGAUUUAGAUCAUAAUCUAAAAUAAAUAGCAAUGGCAACAAGGGUCAUCUUUGUCUAGUCCCUUUCUAUAGCUUUGGUUAAAUUCCUCCAGUAUUUGAGGGGCUGCCACAAAGAGGAAGGGGCUCAACUCGCUGUGAGCUGAAGACAUAUCUAUUCUUCCGCGCAGGACUGGCAUAGAAUUUUUUAGAAUUUUUAUUAUUGAUUUUUUAAAUUUUAAUGGGGUUUUAUGGUUUUAUGUAUU
This is a messenger RNA of Ahaetulla prasina, 3487 nucleotides long. RefSeq names its product XRCC1 N-terminal domain containing 1, N-terminal like (gene XNDC1N). The record is from RefSeq and is a predicted model, not a curated record. Gene Ontology annotation, cellular component: nucleus. Gene Ontology annotation, molecular function: damaged DNA binding. NCBI's taxonomy places the organism in Eukaryota, Metazoa, Chordata, Lepidosauria, Squamata, Colubridae. The transcript is spliced from 9 exons. The coding region runs from base 259 to 1464 and encodes 401 amino acids. Gene Ontology annotation, biological process: base-excision repair; single strand break repair.